ACCUGCCAGCUGUUUAUAAACGCUGCAGUUGACUCUCCUGCCAUUGAUUACCAUGUAUCUUUGGCCCAAAGUGCUUUGCAGAUCUGCCUCACGCAUCCUGAACUUCAAAAUGAGAUCUGUUGUCAGCUUAUUAAGCAGACAAGACGUCGACAUCCACAAAACCAGGCAGGACCAACACAGGGCUUGCAGCUCUUGGCUCUCUGCAUUGGACUCUUUCUGCCCCAGCACCCGUUCCUUUGGCUUCUUAAACUUCAUUUAAAGAAGAAUGCAGAUUCCAGGACUGAAUUUGGGAAGUAUGCAAUAUAUUGUCAGCGAUGUGUAGAGCGUACCCAGCAGAAUGGAGACCGAGAAGCCAGGCCUUCCAGGAUGGAAAUCCUUUCUACUCUCCUAAGAAACCCCUACCACCACUCGCUGCCCUUCAGUAUUCCAGUUCAUUUCAUGAACGGCAUGUAUCAGGUGGUUGGGUUUGAUGCCUCUACCACAGUGGAGGAAUUUCUGAACACUCUGAAUCAGGAUACAGGGAUGAGGAAACCAGCUCAGUCGGGAUUUGCACUGUUUUCUGAUGAUCCAUCUGGCAAGGAUAUAGAGCACUGUCUUCAAGGAAACAUCAAGAUCUGUGACAUUAUUUCAAAAUGGGAGCAAGCCUCCAAGGAACAACACCCUGGGAAAUGUGAAGGCACCAGGACUGUUCGCCUUACUUAUAAAAAUAGGCUUUAUUUUUCAGUUCAAGCCCAUGGAGAGACAGAAAGAGAGAAGCUGCUGCUAGUAUAUCAGACAAAUGAUCAAAUAGUCAAUGGACUCUUCCCUGUAAACAAAGAACUAGCAAUGGAAUUGACAGCUCUUUUAGCUCAGGUAGAGAUUGGAGAUUUUGAAAGGCCUUUUUCAACUCCAACAGGGCAAGUCACUUCCCAGUCCAAGUUCAAUCAAACAUUAAAGCAAGUUUUGGAGAGAUUCUACCCUAAGCGAUACAGGCAAGGUUGUUCCGAGGAGCAGUUAAGACAGCUUUGUCAGCGAUUGUCUACAAGAUGGAUGGCUCUCCGGGGACACAGUGCUGCAGACUGUGUGCGCAUUUAUCUCACUGUAGCCAGAAAAUGGUCUUUCUUUGGUGCUAAAUUGUUUGCAGCAAAACCUCUGGCAACAUCCUCAGCAUCAGCUGAGAAGUCCUUCAUAUGGUUUGCUGUACAUGAAGAUGGCAUAAGCAUCCUAGAUUACAGCUCUAUGCGAUUAACAGUCACAUAUACAUAUAAGAGCCUGCUGACUUUUGGAGGCUAUCAAGAUGAUUUUAUGUUGGUUGUUAACAACGCUCAGAAAAAGGACAAAUCAACUGAGAAGUACCUUUUUGCCAUGACAAAACCAAAGAUUCUUGAGAUCACUCUACUGAUUGCCAGCUAUAUUAACAGCUUUUAUCAGCUGAAAGGAGCUGCUCAUCACCUUUCUGCUCUAGCAUUACUGACACCCCAGAGUGGACAGAAACUCAAGGAAAUGGAAAGUCAGCUACUUCUUGCAAACAACAGGCCAACUAAGUGUCCCACACUGUUAUGAAAGCAGUGUGUAUCAUGAUAAUGCAUCUUUGUUGCAG
Messenger RNA from Dryobates pubescens (Downy woodpecker), 1579 nucleotides. RefSeq names its product pleckstrin homology, MyTH4 and FERM domain containing H2 (gene PLEKHH2). Gene Ontology annotation, biological process: negative regulation of actin filament depolymerization. The record is from RefSeq and is a predicted model, not a curated record. The annotation marks the transcript as partial. NCBI's taxonomy places the organism in Eukaryota, Metazoa, Chordata, Aves, Piciformes, Picidae. Gene Ontology annotation, cellular component: cytoskeleton; cytoplasm. Gene Ontology annotation, molecular function: actin binding. The transcript has 11 exons.